CCUUUGUUUUUACGCAACCACCUAAUUACAAUGUAGCGGAACGCAGAGUAUUGAAACUUGGGUCCAAUAUAAGACGGAUACAGCCUACUCGAGGUGCGUUGUUUUUGAAGGGAAAGAGAGAGAUUAGGUAAAGUUUGGGAUUUCGGUCUCUUCGCUUCAGAGAGAGAAGCUCUGGAUUUCACUCUCUCCGUCCUCCGCGACGGUUCUUAUGCCGGUUGGCUAUCAGGUUGUGCCACACUUGGAUCUAGGCGACUCUGUCUCAUUGCGUAAGACAUGGCUGAGUUGUGCUUCUGGCCGAACCGCUUCCAGUAUCGGGUUAUUUCAUUCCAAGAAGCACUCGAUUGGCGGUCUCUUGUCCUUGGUGAUUUUCUUUUGGUUUCCUUUGUUAAUUGCACUUAGUGGUUUGGUUGCUUUUAAGAUAUCAGCUCAGAAGGCGUGAUGCAAAAUACUUCUGAGAUAGGUGUUGAAUCUUCCAUGCACUUGUCUAAAGCUGCGUUUUGCAAGUUAAGGGUGGAAAGUUGUUUACAAAGUGGAUACUAGAUAAGUCACUGCCUCGAAGCUGUGCGGAGUUCGUAGUUGUUAGUGUAUUGUUUUUGCUUUUGCUUUUGAUGGCUACUGGCUAGGGUGGAAACAUUUGGUCGCUGAAUACUUGCUAAAGUUUUACUUAUGGUAGCUCUUAUCUAGUUUCUGAACACUUUGGCAACAACUAUGAACAGAAGAGUCUUCCCUGUUGGCUAGAGCACUCAUCUGGUUUCUUGUUUGGUAUGAAGAUGUCACACUAUACUUGUCCUGCCGUGCCAUCUUCGCCUUCUUACUUUUAUGAAGCUCUGGAUUUAGUCACAACUACGGCUAUAAGGCCCAUCCAUCAGAACUCUAGUUUUGAGCUCUUGCAUGCUGCCACGGAAGGUUAACCCAAGAAUCAGUUGGCACGGAAAGGGAGUUUGUUUAUGCACCUUAAUAAUUUCUACAUCUUCUGCCGAAGAUUUAUGUCAUAUACCUUUUUCCAGUCCUAUAAUUUGUUUCAAUAAAGAAAGAGCUACUUGGUGUUCAGCGAGUAUGGAGAGGUACAAGCUAAUCAAGGAAGUUGGGGAUGGGACAUUUGGUUGUGUUUGGCGAGCAAUAAAUAAGCAGUCUGGUGAAGUGGUUGCAAUUAAGAAAAUGAAGAAGAAAUUUUAUUCAUGGGAGGAGUGCGUAAAUCUAAGAGAAGUGAAGUCCUUGCGGAAGAUGAAUAACCCUAACAUUGUGAAGCUAAAGGAAGUCAUCCGUGAACAUGACAUAUUGUAUUUUGUCUUCGAAUGCAUGGAAUGCAACCUUUACCAACUUAUGAAGGACAGAGAGAAGCCUUUUGCAGAAGCUCAAUUGAGGAAAUGGUGUUUUCAAGUUUUUCAGGGGCUUGUCUACAUGCAUCAGCAAGGAUAUUUUCACCGUGACCUUAAGCCUGAGAACUUGUUGGUCACGAAAGACGUAAUUAAAAUUGCUGAUUUUGGUCUUGCACGAGAAAUCGAUUCACAACCACCAUAUACUGAAUAUGUCUCAACGCGUUGGUAUCGUGCCCCUGAAGUUCUGCUUCAGUCGUAUUCAUAUACUUCUAAAGUUGAUAUGUGGGCAAUGGGUGCCAUUAUGGCUGAGUUGUUCACUCUGCGGCCCCUUUUUCCCGGCACAAGUGAAGCAGAUGAAAUCUAUAAAAUAUGCAAUGUAAUAGGCAGUCCUACCAUGGAGACGUGGGCUGAUGGACUAAAUCUUGCAAGGGCUAUUAACUAUCAAUUCCCACAGUUGGGUGGUGUCCAUCUGUCUGCCUGGAUACCAUCAGCAAGUGAGGAUGCUGUCAACCUUAUCAGAUCCCUUUGUUCAUGGGACCCUUGCCAUAGGCCCUCAGCUGCAGAAGCCCUUCAGCAUCCUUUUUUCCAGAGUUGCUUUUAUGUCCCGCCGUCGCUUCGUUCCAGAACUGCUACGACUAGAACACCCCCUCCUGCCAGAACAAGGGUAGGCUGUGAGCAGCAAUAUGGUAGGAGAUAUCAAGGCGCUUUAUCAAAUCCAAAGCUCCCUGGAAAUUUUCCUCCUCCUAAGUUACAUGCCUCUUUGGGAACAGGAGUGCAGCGCAAACUGGAAAUGGCCAAUGAAGUAGGGUGUCUGGCUGCAAACAAGAAUGAUGACACCUUGAAGAGUUCCACCGAACAGCCAAAGUAUCGACCACCAGGAAGGAAAAGCCCCAAUUCUUUUAACAAAGGUGUGGCUGCAUGCGGAGCGUCUGAUACAGCGGAGAAGCUGUCCAGGAUGACAAUGGGUCCUCGAAGGCAGUCUUUUGGUCAGCCACAGCUUCCCAAGGGUGGAGUACAGUGGACUUCUGGAUAUCUUCGCCCAACCCAACAGAUUCAGCCUGGCAGAGCUUAUGCUAGGAAAGUUGCAGGCUGAGAAAGUGGCUCUUUUUAAAAGUUCGCAAUGUCUUGUGUGUGAGUAAUAAAUAAAGGUCUACUGCUACCGUUGUCCUUUACUUGAUGUCUGUUCUUUUGGUGCUGGAGACAAGAUGAACAUUGUUGUUUUUAUUCUCUAUAUUAAUUCGGCAACCUCUGUUUAAUAUUUUAUGGAUGUAAUUUCAUGUUGUCUAAACCUCCUAUUCUCCCAAUAAAAGAUAUCAUCGUCCUUCUCUCUG
Molecule: messenger RNA, 2650 nt
Organism: Tripterygium wilfordii
Lineage: Eukaryota; Viridiplantae; Streptophyta; Magnoliopsida; Celastrales; Celastraceae
Product: cyclin-dependent kinase F-4-like
Exons: 18
Coding region: 892-2412 (506 amino acids)
Biological process (GO): protein phosphorylation; intracellular signal transduction
Cellular component (GO): cytoplasm; nucleus
Molecular function (GO): protein serine/threonine kinase activity; ATP binding
Source: RefSeq, a predicted model, not a curated record